Malaya genurostris is the source of this 2710-nucleotide messenger RNA. It is a transcript of the gene Cyp49a1, whose product is annotated as probable cytochrome P450 49a1. Gene Ontology annotation, molecular function: iron ion binding; heme binding; monooxygenase activity. The record is from RefSeq and is a predicted model, not a curated record. Lineage: Eukaryota; Metazoa; Arthropoda; Insecta; Diptera; Culicidae. The transcript has 11 exons. Bases 881 to 2500 code for a protein of 539 amino acids.
CAGUCCUUCAGUAAAAGUCAGUCGAUACUACGAUUGCCUUGCUGUCGCCUAGGAACACUAGCGUUGCCUACUUGAGGUGUACUCUCUUAGCUCACGCAUGUUCGUAUGGCAACGUACAAAAACUAUUUAGGCGGGGAUCGAACGCGUGCAAACAAUUUUUCGGUGGUGACCGUACAGUGACGUGGUUUUGAAUUCGCGAUCGAACGAUUGUUGUGUUGGUGUUCGUUUUGUGUUCAUAGAGCUGUUUCACGACUUGCAAGUGGCAAGGGCUGUCUACUCACAUCGCAUACUCACAGCUUUAUUGUGACAGUCUCGCGGAUUCUUCGAUUGUGUGGUGUCUCGCGAACCUUUAGCGUACGACGGUCGACGACUGAUUUGCGUUGAAUAUCUGAACCGAGGCUUCAAUUAUAAUCGGUAUUUGGCGGUGAACAGAUAGCCAACGUGCAUCGGUGCCGCGCAGGCUUCUUAACUAUCGUAACAGCUAUUCCGUCCUCCGUUCAGGUGCUGCCUCAAGUGUCUUAUUUUACAGUGAGCGUGUACCUUUUCAAUCCUUGUUCUAUAUUCUCACUGUGAUUUAACUAGUUUCUCUGUGAUUGCGUGCUACUGUUGGUAUUAUUAUAAAGUGAGAAUGGUUUAAAAGUGCAUUGCAAGUUGAAUGAAAUUUAUUUGUAAAGCUUAAAUCAGUGUCGUGUUGGUUCAUUCAACCAAAAACACCCGCAUUUUUGCGGUUAGUGAAUUAGGUAUUUUAUUUACUACAACAUCUGUGUCUAGUUCUUGUCAAUUCUUCAUGUUAGGAACUUUGUGAAGUAACCAAAAGAUAAGCAGCCAUCCCAUACAUCAUCUGUCCAUUUAUAGGAAGCAAAACCAAAGUGCAACGAAAAUGGUAGGACAAAGAAUCGCAAACUCUUUACUCAAGAGAUCAGCAUUCUCAACGGCUAUAAAUGUGCUACCGAACGAAGUGGCUUCAACUGGAACAGCACAACCUUGUGCUGAUUCACGGAUAGCAGACCUCGAUGGGCGUGUCAAGCCGUACUCCGAAGUUCCAGGACCUAAAGAGUUACCACUGAUAGGCAAUAGUUGGCGAUUCGCACCCCUUAUCGGCCAGUACCGCAUCGAAGACCUGGACAAGGUGAUGUGUGAUCUUCAUCGACACUUUGGUAAAAUCGCUAAAGUCGGCGGUCUGAUCGGACACCCGGAUUUGCUGUUUGUAUUCGACGCCGAUCUGAUUCGCGACACCUUCAAGAAGGAGGAAAUUCAACCGCAUCGUCCGGCCAUGCCAUCGCUGCGGAACUACAAAUCGAAACUGCGGAAAGAUUUUUUUGGCGACAACAUGGGACUGAUCGGAGUCCAUGGCGAGAAGUGGGACGCUUUUCGUGCUCAGGUACAACAGGUGAUGCUGCAGCCGUCGACAGCAAAAAAAUACAUUACCCCACUAGAUGAAAUCUCCACAGACUUUAUGGCCAGAAUACAUGAUAUGCGGGACGAGAACAAUGAACUGCCGGGCGAUUUUCUUCAUGAACUCUACAAAUGGGCGCUCGAGUCUAUAGGACGUGUGGCGCUCGACACCCGAUUGGGAUGUGUGUCGGAAACGGGCAACGAGGAAUCGAAGCGAAUCAUUGAUUCAAUCAACACUUUCUUUUGGACUGUUGCCGAGGUGGAGCUUCGGAUGCCCAUAUGGAGGAUAUACCAGACGAGUGCUUAUAAAAAGUAUAUUGGAGCACUGGACACAUUUCGCGAUCUUUGCAUGCGUCAUAUCAACAUUGCGAUGGAUAAAAUGAAUAAUAGCACUGAAGUGAAAAGCGAGGAACAUAUUUCGAUAGUCGAGCGUAUCCUGCAGAAAACUAACAACCCGAAGAUAGCGGCUGUGUUGGCGUUGGAUUUGAUUAUGGUUGGCGUUGAUACGACGUCAGUUGCUGCCACCUCGACUAUUUACCAACUUAGUCAGAAUCCAGACAAACAGGAAAUUUUAUUCAAUGAAAUCAAGCGCAGUCUUCCAUCUACAGACACGAAAUUCACCAUUUCCAUGCUAGAAACGAUGCCAUAUUUACGAGCUUGUAUAAAAGAAACGUUGAGAAUGUAUCCGGUAGUAAUCGGUAACGGAAGGAGUCUCCAGUCAGACGCUGUUAUCGGAGGAUACCACAUUCCCAAAGGGACCCAUGUCAUAUUCCCACAUUUGGUCGUUUCCAAUUUGGAAGAGUACUUCCCAGAACCGGAUCGAUUCUUACCAGAGCGAUGGCUCAAACGGGGUGAGCUGAAAGAGUACGCCGGAUGUCCACACGCGGGUCAAAAAAUUCAUCCUUAUGUCAGCUUACCAUUCGGAUAUGGUCGACGUACUUGCAUUGGGCGGCGAUUCGCCGAGUGUGAGCUACAAAUCCUAUUGUCAAAACUUUUCCGACGGUACCAUGUCGAGUAUAAUUAUGACAAACUAACCUACAAAGUCAACCCAACUUAUAUUCCUGACAAUCCACUAAAAUUUAAACUAACAGAACGCAGGAACUGACUGCAGUGGUUAUCCGAACGUAACCGUUCCUUAGAUACAAGAAUAGCGGUGAUAAAAAUAGUGUAACGUAGAAAGAUGCGCACUCUAAUAGGAAAUAGAAGUUGUUACCGCUAGGCGAAGGAAAUUCGCUUACUGAGAAUAUACGGGAGAUGUAAUAAAGUAUUUAUGUAAAUAACUGUAUGGAAUAAAAUAAGAUAACAUUAUUUAGUA